UCGCUUCCAACCCGAAAUUCGCACCAUAAAAGAAGACCCUCGACUCUCACUCCAACAUGGCGCCGAACAGGAGGGUGAAGCGCGUGGCGGCGUCGCAGCCUGGUUUUAUGACUUUAAAUACUUCAAUUAAGCCGGAGAAUUUGGUUAGUAAUCGGAGAAAGCGUAUUAAUAAGAACAAGAAAAAGAACUGGAACAAACAUAUUGAUGUAAACGAUGUCGAGGACUUCCUAGAAGACGUACGACUUCAGGAGAGGACAACAGGAGGCCUGAUAUCUGAUAAAUCGGAUGAGAGCUUGUUCUUUUUGGAUGCCGGAGACAAGAAAGCUGGAACUCAGACAGUGGUGGAACCUACUGGGAGACGGAAAGCAUCGCGUCCCCUGAAGGUAGAUCUGAUACUGAAGAACAACUCGCUCGUCCCUGUGCCCAAGGAUAUCCUUGCUUACCAGUUACCCAAUGCUAAGAAGUUGCGCAACGUGGCCAAAAAGGCGGAGCAGCUGGCCGCCAUAGGCAAAGUGCCAAAGAAACACAGACCGCCCACCAAGGUUGACGGGCCGACCAAGACGACUGCUGCAGAUGCCCCCAACAACCCCACAAGAGAUUUCUAUGACAUCUGGGGACAAGAGACCAAAGAGACCCGUGACCCAUGGUACCUUCGUCAGACUGGCAAGGCGCCGGUCAAGCGUGGGUGGAAGUGGAACGAGAAGUCCUCCCUUAUUCCAGCUGUGGAGAUUAUCGCCCCCGGAGGUUCCUACAACCCAGACUUCUUCUCCCAUCAGGCCUUGCUGCUGAAGGCCCAUGAAGUGGAGGUGAAGAAGGAAAAAGAGGAGAACAAAAUAAUAAAACAGCUGGCAUACGACAAAGACGACAGGGCCACAGAGGAGAGCGUCUUCCAAGAGCAGGUGGAAGGUCUGGAAGAAGAAGACUAUGAUGCUAAUGAUUUCAAUAGUGCCUGCACUUUGGGAAUCCUUAAUUUAGUCGAGAAGAAGACGGAGAAGCAGAGGAAGAAGGAACGUGUGCAGAAGAUUAAGGAGCAGCGCCGUCUUGCUUCACGUUACAAGACGGGCCAGCAGCAGCAGCUGUUCCAGCUGCGCUCCAUCAAGGUGUCUCUGCGGCAGAGGGAGCAAAGGACCAAGGAGAGACAGACACAGCGCAGAGCUAACCAGGAGGCCGAGAAGUACAGGCCCCGGCGUCUCGGCAAACUCAAAUUCACGGCCCAGGACCUUGAGGUUCAGCUGACCAACGAGCUGACGGGAUCGCUCCGAACACUCAAGCCAGAGGGCAGUGUCCUCAAGGACCGGUUCAAGAGUCUGCAGAAGAGGAACCUGAUUGAACCCAGGGAGAGAGCAAAGUUCAAGCGAAGACUCAAGAUCAAAUAUGUGGAGAAGAGGUCAUUCAGAGAAAUCACCUAACUCCAUUAGCCACUGAAGGAGCAGGCGAUGCCCCUGGUUCUGAUCGCCAUCACCAUCGACAUGUAUACAAUUUGAAGCCACGUAUAAAUGGACGCCCCAGACAACAGAUGCUUUGCACGGACUGACCAUGGCUUCAAGUGGUCGAUGGACGUUUUAAAGUCUAUGGUCCCAUCACCAUUAAUGGUUGGGUUGAUGCUUAUAAAUGAAAAUAAAUAAAUGUGUCUGCCGAAAGCUGCUUGGGUUGGUCAAGGAGUUGUGUUUUUGCAGGUUUUGUAUCCCUAGGAAAUGCAAUUAAUAUUUAAAUAAAUAUUUUAUUGCUCGCA
Molecule: messenger RNA, 1732 nt
Organism: Gadus morhua (Atlantic cod)
Lineage: Eukaryota; Metazoa; Chordata; Actinopteri; Gadiformes; Gadidae
Gene: nop53
Product: NOP53 ribosome biogenesis factor
Exons: 12
Coding region: 57-1409 (450 amino acids)
Biological process (GO): rRNA processing; ribosomal large subunit assembly
Cellular component (GO): nucleolus
Molecular function (GO): 5S rRNA binding
Source: RefSeq, a predicted model, not a curated record